UACAAGUUAUAACUGAAUAAAAAAAAAAAUGUCAUUUGUUAGCUCAGUAAAUAGUAGUAACGAAGAAUCGAUGAACGAUAGUGAUAACGAUUAUAACAAUAUGAGUAUGAAUGAUGAGGUUAAAUCAUUUAAAUCGGUGAAAAAACAAGACAUACGUAAUAAAAAUAUAAAACAAGUCAAAUCAAAUAAGAAUAAAACAAUGGCUAAAAAAAAUAUUUCAUAUUUGGAUAAUAUUGAAAAAUUACUACAAAAUGAAAAGAUUGAAACUGAUAUCAUAAAUACUAUUACGGUAAAACAAGAUGAUGAUCUGAUAAAUGUUAAAUCUCCAACUGAUGAAAGAAGUUCCGAGUACUGGACCAUCAGCCACUAUAAGAUCAAAAAUAUUAAGAAUGUUGAUAGCAAGAACAGAUGGAAACAUGCUGAAUGUAGCCUUAAAGUAACGAUAACCGAUCAAACAAAAGAUCAAGAACUUAAGAAUAAUUUAACAGAGGUUGUACAAAAAAUAUUCACGCGCUUUAUGACUGAUCCAAAGAGGAAGAUAACAAGAUCUAAAUUAUCAAAGACAUAAUAAUGUAUUUAUUAAUGACAGUAGAAAAAAAAAAAUUGAAUAUAUAAUAGGUGGUACUAUGUAAAAUAAAAAAAUUUUCAGUUU
Messenger RNA from Aphis gossypii (cotton aphid), 652 nucleotides. RefSeq lists its product as uncharacterized. The coding region runs from base 29 to 568 and encodes 179 amino acids. Lineage: Eukaryota; Metazoa; Arthropoda; Insecta; Hemiptera; Aphididae. The record is from RefSeq and is a predicted model, not a curated record. The transcript has 4 exons.